Messenger RNA from Plasmopara halstedii, 543 nucleotides. Its product is annotated as dual specificity protein phosphatase 1 isoform 2. Gene Ontology annotation, cellular component: cytoplasm. Gene Ontology annotation, biological process: regulation of MAP kinase activity; protein dephosphorylation. Bases 1 to 543 code for a protein of 180 amino acids. Lineage: Eukaryota; Oomycota; Peronosporomycetes; Peronosporales; Peronosporaceae. Gene Ontology annotation, molecular function: JUN kinase phosphatase activity. The transcript has 4 exons. The record is from RefSeq and is a predicted model, not a curated record.
AUGACAGAAAGAGCGUCUUCUUUGGGCUUCCACAAGCUUCGCGAGAUACUAAUCAGCAGGAAGUUCAAGGACCAGGAUAACGUGCCGGUAGCAAUACCAACGGUCUCUGCACUCUUUAUUGGCUCCUAUGGAGCUGCUACAAAUCUUCAAGCGCUUAAGCAAUCAGAGAUCACGCAUAUACUCUGUGUCUCACCAACUCUACCAUUGAAAUUUCCCGAUGUGUUUACGUACUUGCAACUUCCAGUAGCAGACCAGCCGAAUGGAAGGAUUUCCAUAUACUUUGAUAAAGCAUUUCACUUUAUACACAGUGCGUUAGCUUCUGGAGGAAAGGUGCUCGUGCACUGUUUUAUGGGGCGAUCAAGAUCGGCCACAAUAAUUCUUGCGUAUCUCAUUGCGAUUCAUGACUUUACACUUACAAGUGCAUUACAAGAAUUACGACGAGUGCGACCUCAAGCUCAACCUAAUAGUGGCUUCUACCAGGAAUUAGUCUCCUUAGAAGCACGACAUCGCAAAGAGAAACCGAAGACCAACCUUUCGUCUUGA